Molecule: messenger RNA, 1035 nt
Organism: Hylaeus volcanicus
Lineage: Eukaryota; Metazoa; Arthropoda; Insecta; Hymenoptera; Colletidae
Exons: 1
Coding region: 517-1020 (167 amino acids)
Source: RefSeq, a predicted model, not a curated record
CUAAAUCGUCUUCGUGAACAGGGUUUAACACUUCAGACCGACAAGUGCGAAUUCCUGCGAAAGGAAGUAGCAUACCUUGGACACAUUAUUUCUGAAAAAGGGGUAAGACCCGAUCCUAGAAAAUGAAAAGCUGUCAGUAAUUUUCCUACACCAACUACUCAGAAGAAUAUCCAACAAUUCUUAGGACUCACAGGAUAUUACCGAAGAUUCAUUGAAAAUUUCACCACAAAAGCAAAACCCCUGAUCAAUUUAUUGGGCAAAGGAAUUAAAUUCAAAUGGACAGAAGAACAAGAUCAAAGCUUCAAAACACUACGCUCCGAACUUUGUCGGCAACCAAUUUUACAGUAUCCAGAUUUCAGUAAACCUUUCAUCGUUACGACAGACGCAUCCGAAUAUGCUAUAGGCGCCGUGCUUAGUCAAGGUGAAAUAGGAAACGACCUUCCGAUUGCCUAUGCAUCCCGUAGUUUAAAUAAACCGGAACGAAACUAUUCGGCUACGGAAAAAGUAUGUUUGGCAAUGGUUUAUGCCGUAAAGUACUUCAGACCUUAUAUUUAUGGGAAACAGUUCACCCUCGUCACAGACCACCGGCCGUUAAUCUGGUUACACUCAGUCAAGGACCCUACCUCAAGACUCAUCAAAUGGAAGUUAAGACUUUCGGAAUACGAAUAUCAAGUCGCCCAUAAGAGUGGAAAGACGAAUAAAAAUGCUGAUGCUUUAUCACGUAACCCUACACCUACUUGCUUGCCUCUGCUUCCGCGAGAAUGCCGAGACCCCGAUUUUAAGGCGCCAAUGACAAAAACAGACGCAGAUAAAGAAUCCAUAGGAUACCGUGUACGACAGUUACAGCGAGAUAGAGAUAACCGACCCAAGUACAGAGAAUCAAGUAGCAGUUCAGAUGAAAGAGAAGAACCCGCAUAUGGAAAAGUCAGGAACUCUCCUAUAAUAAACAAAAACAGGACUCUACCCAGCCUGCAGCAAAUUCCACACAGAUUCCCCUACAAGAAAACGAUGAGACCAUAACAAAUGAUUUGAUAU